Molecule: messenger RNA, 3359 nt
Organism: Macrosteles quadrilineatus (aster leafhopper)
Lineage: Eukaryota; Metazoa; Arthropoda; Insecta; Hemiptera; Cicadellidae
Exons: 5
Coding region: 400-1956 (518 amino acids)
Biological process (GO): signal transduction
Molecular function (GO): protein binding
Source: RefSeq, a predicted model, not a curated record
UUAUUUAUGUCAUGAAAUUGUGUUAUUUUUUAAUGUUCCGUAUUUAUUCGUUACGGUUAAUUUUAUUUUUGCCAAAUUGUAGUUGAAUAUGAUUCAACUUAAUGCAUUGCUAUUCGUUAAUAAAUCGUCUUAUAUAGUUUGCAAUAAAUCAGUGAUAUUUGAGUCAGUUUUAAAAGAUUAGGCUAGUGUACCUUAUCUUGGACCAAGGUUUGAUGCAGGUUAAAUGUUAUUCUUGUUCUUAUCAAUUAAACUCAGUUAUUAAUAAUUAUAACAAAACCUGAAGCAAGGCAACUCUAAGUUUAGGCAAAUUAGCAAGUAUAUGAGAGGGCCGAGCAUAAACAAGGCCUGAUAGGUUACAACCAGGACCAACUGAUAUGAGUUAACUUAAAGCUUAAAGUCAUGGAAAACACUGAGGAAUCACAACUUGCUAGUUAUGAAAGUUGUAAGCUUUUGGCCUUAUCAACAUACCAGUCCGCAAGCGAGAGAUGUGAAAACCAGAAUAUUCUUACAACUAUCAAAAGAAAAUAUGAGGGAGUAAUAAAUUCCCCUAGAACUUUUGAGUAUAUCAAUGAUCUUCAUACUCUUUUGAAAGUUUUAGAAAAAAGGUGUGAGCUACAACCAACGGACAUUCAUGUCUUAGAAUAUAUUUAUAGUGUUCUUAACAUAAAGACACACAAUUUGGAUUAUCAUAAAACAAUACUUCAUGAUACAGGCAAGAGUAGGCCUACUCACAACGUCCAUUCCAGAGGAGAUGUCCCACUUCAGGCUACCAACAGUAACACAGUGCCUACAUUUCAUUACUCCCCUCCAAGGCAAAGUUCCUCUGGUGUUAUUGGAAAUGGCAGCCUAGAUCAGCAAAGAUUAAACACAAGAGGAGAUGUCCCACUUCAGGCUACCAACAGUAACACAGUGCCUACAUUUCAUUACUCCCCUCCAAGACAAAGUUCCUCUGGUGUUAUUGGAAAUGGCAGCCUAGAUCAGCAAAGAUUAAACAAAAGAGAUGGUGAGAAGGUGUCCAGACCCCCAGUAAAGCCUCUAAACUUUCUUGAUCAUUUUGGUGAUGAAGAUCUGAUGGCCAUCUCUAUUCCUGACUUAUUUAAUGAGAUUGUUAACCAACUUUACGAAGGUUGGAUGUGUGAAACUGAUAGCAACAUGUCGAAAAGAAGAAAUUCCCUAUCUAGUGGAGACCAAAUGGAUAAAAAACCAAUUAGGCCUGUUUUGCCUAUUGUUCAAAAAGGUGUUAUAUCUAUCACAUUGUUUUUUAUUAUAUUUUUAGUUGUGACCUUGGUAAUUUACAACAUCCAUGAAUUUUUUGUAAACUUUAAUGUCACUUUUAUCAGUGGUGUACUGAUAUAUUGUGGAUUGUUCGCGAUUGCUGUUUUAUUCGACAGUAUGCUACUAACUUUCUAUGACAUUUUAUUGCUCAUCAAAACAAUUCAGUCUAAGGGUGUAAAAUGGUUCUUGCUAAACUGUCUUAAGAAAACUCCUUAUGUAAUUUUAUCCUGGUUUAAAAAUGACGAAAUUGUGGAAAAUCCUCAAGUUAAUAGUUGGGAUAUGAUAGGACUAACAAUAUACCACUUUAUAUUAUGGUUAGGUAAGAAUCUUUACUACAAAGGGACUGCCGCAACUUUAAAGUACUGUAUUAUAAAGCUAAUUCGUCUUGCAAAUAAAGUAUAUAAGUAUUUUAUUGAAGUGGAGAUUCAUACUUCUUUAAGCGAUACAAGUAACAUUUACCAAUGUUUAAAAGAAAGGAACAUUGUAACUCAGUUAGCUAACAAAAUUUCAAUGUCUUCAAAAUAUUUAUUCAAUUUUUUUUGUUAUUUAAAUUUUUUAUAUUUUUUUGCUAUUCCACUGUGCUCAAGUUUCCUAGAAUUGUUUGUUACUGUCAUUGACUUUAUAUCUACUGUAUACCUGAUACUGUACCUCAGUACAGUAGAGACCCCCUUAUUAACCUAACGGAACCGGACCUAGGUCGGAUAACUCAAAAGUUUGGUUAAAACGAGUAAUCCCUAAAAACUAAAAAAAAUGAAAUGCUAUUCAUUUGGAAUUAUAUAACCAUUAUUCUGAAGUCUGGACCAUAGAAAAGUCACAAAUAAACUCAAAAACACGGUAAAGUAAAAUACUUUCAGUGGAAUAAAUUAUACUCGUAGAUAGAGUCAAUAAAAAUUCUAUAAUCCCUUUAGUAAUUUAUGCUUUCCAUAUUUAUUGUAAUUCUGUACAGAACUUAUUGUCAAAAUUUAAGAUACAAGCAACCAUUUUGUAGGCUUGAGUCACAGAAAGGAUAAAUACAAAUUAGCUUAUCAAUGAUACAAUCAUGAACAAAUUAGCUCAGUACAAAUUAGCUUAUUCUUAGUAACAUCCUUAGAGUUUAGCGUAUUGUUCCCAUCGCCAAGCGUGGGAGCAGAAAUGCCGAGAUUCCUAGAAUGCAGCGGUUAAACCGAACUGCUCUCAAAAAAGGUUUAAACAAACUGUAAUAUUUUACAAGCAAUGGCGGAUAAUUGGUUGAUGCAAGGUGGUUAAAAGGGGGUCUACUGUACUUGGUACUGUAUUAAGGCUUUGACAAUUAGUUAAAAGGUUGACUUGAUGGUAAUUAAGAAUAGACUAUUUGUCGAUGAGAAUAGAUGACCUUAGCCCAUCAGCACAGAUGGGUCAUGUGGCUUAAGACAGGCAAAAAUGUGUGAAACAAAGAAAAAAUAUUUUAUUUUCUUACUAUUUUUACACAAUCCUACUAAAAGAAAUAACUUAUGACUGUUUAUAUUUUGUUUGUACAACAAUAAAAAAAUUGGGCUAAAGUAUCUGCCACCGAAAUAUUAAGAAACAUGGCAAAUGUAUCUACUGCUGUCUUUAUAAUUUAAGAAAGAGAUUAUCUUUUAAAAUAUUGUAGACCUAUGGUAAAUUUGAGCAAGACUUUUGCCCUAGAGAGGUGUUCACAUAAAAAUAUUUCUUGUAAAUUAUAAUGUAUGGGGUAUGUCAUGUACAAUGUUAAAGUAAUUCCUUAAAGCUUGAAAAAGGGGCAUCAUAGUAGCACAAACCAGAUGGUUCUUGUACAAAUACCAAAGUCAUUUUGCAGAAUUGACAAAAAUAUCCGCUUUCCGUUCUCAAUCUGCAACAUAUCACCAAAGGGACCAUAUCACUUGGGAUGACAUCUAGUCGCGAACCCCUCAAAAGUUGAACCGAACGUCUCCCAUUGACGUGUAGCGUUGCUUAAAUACCUAGUCGCAAGAGCACGACUCAUCCAUUGAUCCUGGGCCUUAAACAAAUAUAUCACUUACUUGUCCAGGAAAGGUAAAGUUGUCACUAAUAUUUCUUCAUUUGUACCAAGCCAUGUAUGCAAGACUGGAAAACAAGACUGUUGUUCC